GCCUCCGACGAAGACCGGCGAUUCUCUUCCUCUCCGGCGGCAAUGGAAGAAACCCGUGUCGUGGCUUCUCUCUCUCUCUCUCUCUCUCUCUCUCUCUCUCCCCCUCUCCCCCUUGGGCGGUUGCACGAGGAAGAAGAGGGGACUCGGGGGGUUUGCGGCUCCUCUUCUGGUGGACUCAAAGGAGAAAGAGGAGAAGCCCUAAAACAGGGGCUCCUCCUUCUUCUUCGGGAUGGAAAGAAUCCAUCCCGCUGACUCACGUGAACGCACAUGAGGCCAAGUCUUGGGACUGGGCCGGUCAAGUGGACCGGGCCCAGUUCCAGGGUCUCACACCUCCAACAUACAAGAAUUAAAAUAAUCUCACGGGUUGUUCACUAAUGGAUCUACUUUGCUCCUUAGGCUGAAUGUGUAUCUUGCUCAAGUCUCCUUAUGUCAGCAACAUAAUCACAAGCUGACUCAGAUUUCAUUUUCAGCUUCUCUACAACUUUGUUAGAAUCAAAUUCUAUGCAUGCAUAUGCUGCCCCCUACAGGUCAUCUUCUCUGUAUUGAACCGGAGGCUCUCCAUUGGCAGAUCCCUCCGUUCGUUUUGACUACUUCAGCUUGAUGCCCGCCACAGUGUCAUGGAUUUUUUUUAACAUCCUAUGUGACAACCUGUACGAUUGAUUAAACUAGUCACUUCCUUGCUUAAUCUAUUUUACUUCGGCUGAAUGUGUGGAUGACAAUAAGAGAGAGAGAAAAAGUUGAUUGGUCCUGUUGAACAUUAUCUGAUCUCCUGCCUUUCUAAAAUAGAGAUUAUUUUGUCAUCCACACGUCCCAGGAAAGCAAUCUAUUCCCUGGAGAAAAAAUCUCUCUCUCUCUCCCUCUCCCUCUCCCUCUCCCUCCCCCACCGAUCGAUAUGGAGGCACUGCUAUCGGUUGGAGGAUACAUCGCUUCCGCCGUGCUGGACAACUUGGUCGGCCAGGUGAGCUCUGAUGCCAUCCAGCAGUUCGGGCGGGACUCGGGGCUUCAGGACGACCUCAGGAGGCUGCGAACUACCCUGCUACGGACACGCUUCAUCCUUACGAGCGCCGAAAAGAGGCGCACCAAAGAUGACAACCUUGCCCAAAUCCUCCAAGAACUCAAAGACGCCGCCUACGAUGCCGAAGACUUGCUGGACGAAUUUGAAUACCAAGUCCUGCAGCAAAAGGCUGAAAGCAAAGAGAAUCAGAGAGGUAAUUUCUUAUCUUCUUCUCUUACACUUGCUAGAAAUGUGUUCAAUCGAGACGGCGAUGCUGUGGCUAAAGUGAGGGAGGUUAUGGGGAGGUUAGAUAGCAUUGCUGAUGAUAUGGAAAAAAUCAUCAGGCUCCUGGCUUUAGAUGAUGAAGGGAAAGAAUAUCAGAGAUCGGCGAGACGAGAGACGAGCUCGUUCUUAACUGAACCCGAAGUGUUUGGGCGAGAAAAAGAAAAAUCAAAGCUGAUAAAACUACUGUUAAAUUCGGGAGAUGCAACUGAACCUGAUGAUGAUCUUGUCCGUGUUUGUUCAAUGAGACAAAAGAAAGAUAGUAUUCCUGUUUUGCCAGUGGUCGGUAUUGGAGGGAUCGGAAAAACUACUCUUGCUCAGCACAUUUACGAUGAUCCGGAGGUGAAUGAUUAUUUUAAGCUAAAGAUUUGGGUUUGCGUGUCUGAUAAUUUUGAUGUGAAAAGGCUAACUAAAGAGAUAAUAGAGUCUGUUACCCGGGAGAGACUCUCUGAUCACCAAAAUUUGAAUUGUCUCCAAGAGAUCCUUAAGGAGAAGAUAAUGUCAAAGAGAUUCCUACUCGUCCUUGAUGACAUCUGGAAUGAUGACCGCAAUGAAUGGGAUCGUCUGUGUGCUCCAUUAAGGUUCGGACUGCAGGGAAGCAAGAUCUUGGUAACAACUAGAUCUCAAAAGAUAGCAAAGAUGAUGGGCACAAAGGAGGCGGUCUUCUUAAAGGGUUUAGCAAUUGAUGCCUAUUGGGAAUUUUUCAGUAGGCAAGCAUUUGGUUCUCAUAGCCCCAAAGAACAUCCUGAGUUGGAAGCUAUUGGCAGGAAGAUUGCUGACAGGCUGAAGGGAUCUCCACUUGCAGCAAAGACGCUAGGAGGCCUAUUGAAUUUAGAAAUGGAUGAGAGGUGCUGGAGAACCAUCAUUGACAGUAAAAUAUGGCAACUAAAACAAGGUGAAGAUGACAUUAUGCCGGUCCUACAGUUGAGCUAUCAGUACCUGCCUGGAUAUCUGAAGCAGUGUGUUGCAUAUUGUUCUAUAUUUCCUAAAGAUUACGCUUACACAAAAGACCAGCUAGUCCAAGUCUGGAUGGCACAAGGCUUCAUUGUACCUCAAGGAAAUGUGCGGAUGGAAGAGGUAGGGAGUGAGUACUUCUAUGAUUUACUUGGCAGAUCUUUCUUUCAGCAUUCAUGGAAUGAUGUAUAUGUGAUGCAUGAUUUGAUACACGAUCUGGUACAAUCUGUCUCAGUCGACGAAUAUCUAAGAAUAGAUGGCAAGUGGCAGAAAAUCCCCAGCAGGCUUCGACACCUAUCAAUAUAUACUCUGAAUCUGGUGCCAAGUAAGCUAAUGGACUUUGGCAAUUAUAAGAAUCUACGCACCCUUGUCUUCUUCAAGGGUUUGUAUGAUACAAACUUUUGUUCUGUGCUUGAUUGCUUGUUCACAGUGUCAACAAAGAUCCGUGUGUUGAAAUUAAGGAUUUGUGGGAUCAAAGAGUUGCCUGAAAGUAUUGGCAAUUUAAAACAUCUUCGAUACCUUGAUAUCUCUUCAACCAGAAUUCGAAGGUUGCCUGAAUCACUGUGUAACCUUUACAAUCUUCAGGUGUUAAAUAUAUCUGGCUGCCCAAUUGAAAAUUUUCCUACACGCAUGACCAACCUAGUUAAAUUGAGGCAGCUUAAAGUAGCUGAGAAGACAAAAUGCGAGUUGGCUGAUAUCAGGAAGUUAACGUCUCUCCAAGAGUUGUCAGUAUUCGAAGUUGUAAAGCAGAGAGGGCACAAGAUUGAAGAAUUAAAGGACAUGAUACAGCUUCGUGGAAGAAUUUGCAUUAAAAAUCUUGAGAGCAUCGAAAGUGAGGAAGAGGCCAGUCAGGCUAGGCUGAAUCAUAAACAGUACCUUGAUGAAUUGGCCUUGAUAUGGAAUAUUGAUAGAGGCACCAGCUCAGGAAACGAUGAUGAGGUACUUGGAGGCCUCAAACCGCAUUCCAAUCUCCGAAGGCUGGAAAUCAGAAACUAUGGUGGUGUCCGAUUUCCAACUUGGCUGGAGCCACAAUCGCUCAAAUAUUUGAAAGCUAUUUGCCUAGAAAAUAUCCAAAGUUGCGGGCAACUUCCAUCUGUUGGACAGCUGCCAUCCCUCGAGAUUCUGCGCAUCAAAAAUAUGCAUGCGGUGAAGCAAGUUGGUCAUGAAUUCUAUGGCUCUCCAGAGGUCAAAGGAUUCCUAUUGCUGAAAGAGCUGAAGAUUUCAGACAUGCCGGAAUGGGAAGAAUGGUUCAGAAUCGAAGGUAUCCAGAUGUUUCCUCAACUGCUUCAGCUCCGUAUCGUGAACUGUCCCAAGCUGAGGGGUUUACCCUGCCUCCCUCCCUUGCUCACAGAAUUGUCCCUAGAGAAUGUGGGAAUAAAUAUGCUCCCAGAAUCAUGGAACGGAGACCAUGGUUUUACUGAUGAGAGCAGUAUGACACAGUGCAGCAGAAGCAGCAGCAGGACCUCUUCAAUUUCUGACAUGCGUAUCCGCCGGUGUCCAAACCUGGUAAAUCUGGAACAAUGGCUGCUGUCACACCACCUGCCGGCUAUCACGGACUUGAAUAUUAUUGACUGUCAAAAAGUUGCGAGGUUGCCAAUGGAAAGGUUUAAAGACCCUUUCUCCCUCGAGCGUUUGAUAAUCAAGGACUGUCCCUUGCUCCCGUCCCCAGUGCAACUGAUCCUUCCCUCUUCUCUCCAAUGGCUUAUAUUGGAUUCAUGUGGUCAUCUGGAUGAGUCGCUACCCAGCUGCCUGCACAACCUCACCUCUCUCACCCGAUUGGAGUUGGUCCGCUGCCCACACAUAACUUCUCUUCCAGGAGAAGUGCUCGGUCACAUGAUUGCUCUCAGACAUUUGACUAUUCUGGACUGCGGAGAACUGAGGUCACUAGGGGACUUACGAGCUCUCAGAUCUCUUGAAAUUUUUCAUAUAGAAAGAUGUCCUCAGCUCACGGUAUUGGCAAAUGAGGAAGAGCAAGGCGAGGGUUCGGCACGUCUUCGCGUCGUGACCAUCGACGACACUGCCCUGGUCAAAGUGCUGUUCUCCACAAUCACCCCGCCCUCACUUGAAACACUCCAAAUCUGCGGCUCAACUGAACUCAUAUUGUUCGCUGGAGAGGAGCAAUUGUGGUUGCAAGGACUCAAAUUUCUCAGAGACCUAGGUCUUGCAAGUUGCAACAAUCUUCAGUCCCUACCACCACAGUUGCAUAGCCUUUCCACCCUCCGAUAUUUGUCGAUAAGAAAUUGCCCUGAGAUCCGCUCGCUGCCAGAGAAGGGCCUGCCUUCAUCCCUAGAAGACUUAUAUUUCCAUAGUUGUCAUCCGGUGUUGACAGAGCAAUUGCAAAGGCACAGGACAACGAUGAAAAAGUUGCGUAAUGCGAUUCCGUAGCCUACUUAGACAGAUGAAUAGUAGAUGCUAGGAACAAGGAGCGUGACAUGCCUCAGGGUUAUGGGAAUAAUAAAAUAUUAAAUGAUGAUAUUGUUUUUAGAAGCUUUGUAUGGAUUUUAAUACCAGAACAUUUAAUGACUUUCAUGAAUAUAGUUGUUUACAAUUUGAAGUUUUUUUAAAGAGGCUGCGUGCUAUUGUAUGCUUAACUUGUCAAUAGCACGGCCGUGUCAUGAUCCGAAUUCGGGGCAUGACAUUAAGUGGUAUCAGAGCAAUAGGUUUAACCAUGAUUUAAAAACUUUAAGACUAAUCAUGGGAAUGGGUAGUUAAGUUAGCUUUCACAUAAUUGGAAUAACAAUAAUAAUAAUGGUGACAAUAAGCAAUAAAAAGAAGAAAUGUAGGGCUAAUACAAGCCAUUCUAGAGACGUGAUUGUGACAGAAAAAGUAUCAAAGCCUAGGUUAAGAUUAUUGUGAAUUGUGAUUGAAAAACUACCAGAGCUUAAGUUAUGAUCACAUGGGAUUGUGACAAAAUUAGAAUCAGAGAAUAAGCUUAAGAUCACUAGGGUUUGCAACAGAAAUGUAUUAUAGCUUAAGGUUAUGAUUACCUGGAACAUGACAAAAGUAGUAGAAUUACAUUCAGUGCUUAGGUGAAAGGUCGCUAAGCAUUGUGAUAAAAUGUAAGUACUAGGUUUUGGUAUUCAAUGAGUACGGAAGGACUGGAUAAGAUGUUUUGAUCAUGAUGAGAGAGUUUGACCUAAGAUAAGUGUAGAAAGGUUAAAUAUGGCAUAGCGGUUAUACUAUGUUCGGAUAUUGUAUAAAUGACUCGAAAGUUUAAAAUUGAUAUAGAUUUGGAUGUGAUUAUUAGAGUGUGAUUUGUACAUGAAUUGGUCAUAGAAUUGGAAUGAGUCAAGAAGGAUUUUAUUUUAUAUAGUAUUAUAAAGGAUUGUUCUUCAAGGUUAAAUCCGUAUGUGGAUUAUAAUUGGUAUUGGCAUACUUGGAUAUUGCAAAUAGUUGUAUUCUAUUGGUGGAUUAAAUUCUUAAGUGCAUAUUGAUUGGGGAAUUCUAGUUAUUUGAAUUUCCAUGUUGGAUUGGGCUAUUAGAUAUUUCUCAUAAUUAUUGGAUACUAUUUGAUGUGUUAGUCUAACCUCAAGUUUAAGUUUAUGAUUUGACAAGGGAUCUUUGUUAUUGAGUAGAGACUUUGAUUUUGGAGAUAGAUAUUGAAAUUGGAAUGCUUGCUAACUGGGCUCGUAGCCAAAGUGUGGAUCAGCUAUGUUGGGCGUCCUCUCGGUGGAUAUUUCAGGUUAUGAUUAAUUGGAUUUUGACCAAAAUUUAAUGAAAGAGGAUUGAUCAUGGAAUAUUAUCAUACAAUGUAAUUAUUUGUUUAUUAGUCAAUUUGGAAGUUCAUUUUAAUAUAGGGGUAUAUUGUAAUAUUACUUCUAGCUUGAAGUUAAUCAUUUUGUGGCAAGUUUGGAUCUCUUCAUAAGAAAUUGUUUAAGAUUUAAGCUAUAAAAAAUUUUUAUGCUACCUAAUUAGAAUCCUCUUCGAGGUUUGAACAUGUUUGGGGAGUAUGAAUGAAACUCUUAUAUUGAAGAAAAAUAUAUUGUGAGUUAUUGCAAAUAGGUCUAUUUUCUUAUUUAAGAAUUGAUUUUAUUGUAUUCAUCUUGAUGGAAUUACUAAUAAUUUUAAUUAUCGUCUUUGGAUCCAAAUAAUAGAUCUUAUUCAUGUUUAUCGGGGACUGUAUGAUGUAUAUGGAAUUUCAAUUCAAAGUUUGGAAUUAUAAGUUAAUCUAGGGUCUUUUGUCAAUAUUGUUGAGGAUAUUGUUGAAACCUAAAUUUGCAUGAAGAAUUUAAAUUUUAGAGACUUAGAUGGUUAUGAUGGAAGAUCUUUGAGGUUUGACUCAUUUGUGUUGAAUUAAAGUCUUGUAAUUUGGUGGAGCAUUAAAAAAAAAAA
Molecule: messenger RNA, 6562 nt
Organism: Phoenix dactylifera (date palm)
Lineage: Eukaryota; Viridiplantae; Streptophyta; Magnoliopsida; Arecales; Arecaceae
Source: RefSeq, a predicted model, not a curated record